AUGGAGAAGAAGGUGGAUGCUGGUGGUGAAAAGAAUGGGAACCGUCAUCAAAAGGCUAUUGAAGGUGAAGGAAAGGCGGUCGUUCAUGAUGAAAAGACUACUGAAGGAAAAACGCGUUCCAACAAGAAGCGUUUCCAUCGUCGCUACUACCGUCAUCCAGUUGCAGACAAAUCCAAGAGCGCCACUAAUACUUCCACCAAGGGAGAGGAUGAGAAGAAGGAGGAGGUCGUCGGUGGUGAGGCAAAGAAGGAUGGAGAGGGGCAAGGAACGAAGGAAGAGCCAUCAACUGUUAAUUCGACGUCCACAGCUACUUCUCCUCAGAAAUAAAGUUUUUUUUUUGAGGGAAAAUAAAAUUCUGAUAAAUUUGUUAAGAUUUGAUAGAGUUUUUCAAUGUGACACUUUACACGAAA
Molecule: messenger RNA, 410 nt
Organism: Meloidogyne enterolobii
Lineage: Eukaryota; Metazoa; Nematoda; Chromadorea; Rhabditida; Meloidogynidae
Source: the annotation of a GenBank genome assembly